UGUCCAUCAAAGUCCGUCGCCUCGGGCCGCGAAACCCGGACUACAGUCCACUCUCUUAAUUCCAAUUUCAUUUUCUAGGGUUUGUUUUGCUGACGUCAGAGCUUCAGAAUUCCCCUUCUCGGGGGGCCACCGCAAGGAUUCCGCGAUCCUCACUCUGACUCUCGGACCCGGUGGACGCUCUCUGCUCUUCUUUUGCCUUAUUCGCCGCCUUCAGAAUUCCCAUUCGCUUCCUUAUCCUCCAUCUCUCUCUCUCUCUCUCUCUCUCUCUGAUUACUAUUACGAAUGAGAAAAGUAAUUACAUUUGAAACUAAACCCUUGAUGAGAAUUUUGAUUGGGACAGAAGUGAAUGAGUGGAAUGGAGGGUGGGUGCAGGUUAAGCGCUGAAACCAAGCUUAAAGCUUUCUGCACCAUUAAAUGCCAAGCAACACCCACUCCCUUCCCCCCUUCCCCCCUUCCCUUUCUCUUUCUGGCGCUGCAGCAGCUCUGAUCCUCACCUGUUUCGCUCUGUCUCAAUCGUCCCCUCUGCCUUUAUACAUAUAUAUCCAACAGUGACUAAACCAAAGUUAAUGCCUGCUGUGGCUGUGGAUGUGGCUGUGGCUGUGGCUUUCCCACCCCCUUCUCUAUCACUCUCUUCCAUAUAUUUAACCUCUUUUCUUCCCUCUCCUUCAGCACAGCACACCCACGCCCUUCACUUCUCUCACCUUUUGGGGGCUUUUACAGAAUUGGGUUUCUUUUUCUCUGUUUGUUUCUACUGAAUUGGGCUCUGUUUGGCUGAGGAGCCUUGUACUUAUCACUACCAGUAUGCUAUGAAGAGGAAGGCUGUGGGGAACUAAUAAAUGUGGAGCCUUCAACUCAGCUGUGAGUGUACGUUUGUAAGACUAUUCAGUUAAAAUUAUCUCAUGGCCACUUCCAAUGGGGGAUUUCUUCAAACGGAUUCAUCCACUCCGCCACCGUCUCUUCCUCCUUGGCUUUCGAACUCCAGCGGCGGUUCUUCGCUCCGACCGCCUUCCCCAUCGGUUACCUUAACACUGUCGUCCCCCACAGUUCCAGCCUACUCUCCCAUCCCUUGGCUGCAACAGCCAGAGAGAAUCCCAGAAAACAUGCCUCUUGUGUUGGGCAAUUUGGCACCUCAUAUGUCAAUGGCAUCAUGUGGUGGAAGCCUGUUUGCUUCGGAGCUUGUGGAAUGCUGCCGAGAGCUGGAUGAAGGGCACCGUGCUUGGGCAGCGCACAAGAAGGAAACGGCGUGGAGGUUAAGACGACAAGAGUUGCAAUUGGAGUCGGAGAAGGCGUCCCGGAUUCGUGUAAAGAUGGAGGAGGUUGAAGGGAAAGUGAAGGCUCUUAGAGAAGAAGAGAAGGUUGGUUUGGAGAGGAUUGAAGCAGAGUAUAAGGAACAAUUGGCAGGGUUGAGAAAGGAUGCAGAGGCCAAAGAACAAAAGUUGGCUGAGCAAUGGGCUGCUAAACACUCGAGCCUCACUAAGUUUCUUGAGCAUAUGGGUUGCAGGACUUGAAUUGCUGAUUCCAGUGGGAGCUGAGUUCAAGUUUGGUGAUUGCCUCUCAAUUUCUUCAUGGAAAACCCUUCCUUUUUAGUUACUCUUUUGUAUUUUUACUUCCAUUUUGUAUCUAUUGACAUCUGAAAUUAUGCAUCAAUCUCCUCCUACAUAUGCCUUGUAUUCGCAAUAUGGUGUACAAACAUCUUAUUAGUAGACGUGUUUUUAA
This is a messenger RNA of Cucurbita pepo subsp. pepo (vegetable marrow), 1716 nucleotides long. Its product is annotated as transcription factor AS1. The record is from RefSeq and is a predicted model, not a curated record. NCBI's taxonomy places the organism in Eukaryota, Viridiplantae, Streptophyta, Magnoliopsida, Cucurbitales, Cucurbitaceae.